Aspergillus terreus NIH2624 is the source of this 1203-nucleotide messenger RNA. RefSeq lists its product as uncharacterized. Gene Ontology annotation, cellular component: RNA polymerase II transcription regulator complex. The coding region runs from base 1 to 1203 and encodes 400 amino acids. The record is from RefSeq and is a predicted model, not a curated record. The transcript has 4 exons. Gene Ontology annotation, molecular function: DNA-binding transcription activator activity, RNA polymerase II-specific; transcription cis-regulatory region binding. NCBI's taxonomy places the organism in Eukaryota, Fungi, Ascomycota, Eurotiomycetes, Eurotiales, Aspergillaceae.
AUGGUCUCUAUGGUCGAGACCUCUAAUUCCGCUCAACAUGACACGGCCAUGGACCCGGUCGUCCCGAAGAGCGAGCCCACGCUCGAGGGAUCAAUCAGUUCCGCCGUCUCCACGCCCGAUCCGGAGGGGGAGAGUCUAACGCAGGAUGUCGCCCAGACCCAGAAACGAAAGGGGGGAAGAAAGCCGAUCUAUGCUACCUCCGAGGAACGGAAGCAACGCAAUCGUCAGGCCCAGGCCGCCUUUCGAGAGCGUCGCACCGAGUACAUCCGUCAGCUGGAGUCGACCAUCAAGCGGAAUGAAGAGACUCUGCAGACCCUGCAGCAGAAUCACCGCACCGCCGCCGAUGAAUGUUUGAUGCUGCGAUAUAAGAACUCCUUGCUCGAACGUAUCCUACUGGAGAAAGGAAUCGAUGUGCAGGCAGAAUUGCGUCUCAAGGCCGGGGCACCCGGCGGUCCUCAGACCAAGCCGGCCGCUCCCAUGGCCUCCAAACCCCCAUCCUCCCUGGAGCGAGCGGCUCUGAACCGCAACUCGGCUCAGAGACACCCGACCGGUAUCGCUCCGAAAGAGCCGUUCGGGAUGGCCCAGAACCGGGACGGUGCCUACGGGAUCCCGUCGCCGCAGUUCCAGGCCACUCCCUCAUCCCAGGUCUCGUCGCCGUCGCACGCCAAGUCUCCGGGCUUUGGGUUCCAGGGAGCCAUGUCCCCCGUGGGCGUCGAUCCGCAGCAGGCUCGCUCGCAGGUGUUGUCACAUUCGCGCAACAUCAGCCAUGCCUCCCCGCCAAUGAGCAUCGGUCAACCCGAGUCGACCGACAAGUCGACGGUCCCAGGUGGUACGGGGCCCCGCGCCCCCCGCCUACCUUCGGCGUACUACCCGUCCCCGUUCCAGAAGCAUUACGAUCAGUUAGAACAAGAAUACGAUGCUCAGGCCGACCUCAUCGACGAAGAACAUGAGUCGUCCGUCGGCGCCUCGCCCUACGUCCCAGGGUUCAAUGCGGCAUCCGUAUCCGGCUCCCAUGCUAUGGGGUCCCAAGGCAUGUCGCAGUUCAACCCUCAUGGGGGCGAAGGGCCGAAUGGUGCCUACGGCAACGCGAAUCAGUUACUGGGCAAUUACGAACCCAUGCUCGAUGCGGACCCGUUCGGCCUGAGUGCCAGCAUGCAUUUCCAGACGCCCUUCAGUUACGAGCAAAAUAAUACACGCCAUUGA